Messenger RNA from Exophiala spinifera, 1386 nucleotides. RefSeq lists its product as uncharacterized. The record is from RefSeq and is a predicted model, not a curated record. The coding region runs from base 1 to 1386 and encodes 461 amino acids. Gene Ontology annotation, molecular function: DNA-binding transcription factor activity, RNA polymerase II-specific; transcription cis-regulatory region binding; zinc ion binding. Gene Ontology annotation, cellular component: nucleus. Gene Ontology annotation, biological process: positive regulation of transcription by RNA polymerase II. Lineage: Eukaryota; Fungi; Ascomycota; Eurotiomycetes; Chaetothyriales; Herpotrichiellaceae. The transcript is spliced from 2 exons.
AUGCCACCAAAGAGGAUACGCACAGUUGAGGGCUCAUGUUGGGCCUGUAAACAACGCAGAGUGAAAUGCAGCCUUGAGAAGCCAGCUUGUAGGAAGUGCAUCAUCGGCGGGACGAAAUGCAGCUAUGACAAAAUCUUGAUCAAAUGGGACGCCAGACCGAGCAAAGGCUCGCCGGUCGGGAAUCAACUCUGCCUAUAUCACAAUUCGUUGCCCGGCAGCAGCGGAUACAACCUGGCCAUCAACGAACGGCGCGCCAUCGACUAUUUUCGUUCGCGAGUAUGGCCAUUGUUCUCGACAUCAGCUCAACCAUGCCCACCGCCCAUCGCUCUCGCCAUGGCGGACAGGUCGGUAUUGCUGGCGACAUGUGUUAUGGCCGACUCUCAUCGUGUGUUGUUCGACGGACGGCAUAGCAAAGAGAACGUCCACAAUAAGCGCAUGCAUUGCAUCACCACUGUACGAAAACAGCUUGCCGAUGCCGCAGACAGCAAGGGUAUGCCACUGUCGACUGUCCUUGUCGCGGUGCUGUUGAUGUAUUUUUCCGACGGGUUUGUCGAAUGCAGACAACCCGAUUCUUCGACGUUGAGCCACCAUGCCGGCGCGAGAGCCAUUAUCAAUUCUCUAGGUGGCUUUUCGGCGAUCAUGUCUGAUGGGGACACGUCUGUCAAGAUGUUACUUAGCGAGUUCGCUACCACAGACUUGACAAAUUCCUUACUGCACGGGACCCCGCCUUCGUUCCCAGCCCACACGUGGGGGAUUAUGGACACGAGCGCCGUGUGGUGGGAAAAGACACCUUCGGGCAUGGAAUCGUUUGCAUCCAUAUUUCAAAAACUGUCCGAGUUGGCGGCCUUCCAUGACCUCGUCUCGCUCGGCAAGCAGGAACUUUCCGUUCAGCGCAUCAAGGAAUUUGAAGCCGACCUACGACCCGGUUACGCUUCAAUCAGUCCGGUCGAGUUGACAGACAUCAAAGAAGAGGGAGAGGACCGGAAAUCGCUCGACCCGGACUUGGUACCGUCUGCAGCCCUCUUGCGCGCUUUUCAGCAUAGUGCCAAUCUAUAUCUCUAUCGCGCCGUAUGCGGAUUGCCGGCGAACCAUUACGUCGUGCAACAACAUGCACAGGCUUGCCUCGACUGUAUCAUGGGCAUGCCGCCACAGUCGAAGGCCCUGAACUGCGCACUUUUCCCGCUUCUUGUCUCGGGCGCGCAUGCUUUCACCGAUACGAGUCGACAGGCAAUCCUACAAAAGUUGGAUGUCGUGUACAGCAACCUCAAGUUCAACGCCGUCAAGUCGAUACGAUCGGCAUUAGAGGACUUGUGGAAGUCAUCCAGACAAGGAGGAUCUUGGUUUGAUAUGUUCAUACGUCUCGAUGCACAGGCUUUGGUUCUGUAG